GGGGGCAGUAACACGUUUAGUCGUCGCUGUUGACUGCAGCGCAUCAUGCGGACAUCCAGUCUGUCAGCAUGUAAACACUGACUGCUCACUCAUGUACUGUACAUUAGCCUACAGUCUGGACCUCCUUGAGAAAUCCUAAUGUUCCUGCAGACAUCAUGGCUUCAACUUCUAGCUUUGCUCCUCCAAAACUGGCAGACUUCAUCCUCACCGAGCGGCUGGGCAGUGGUACCUAUGCUACAGUGUAUAAAGCCUACAGAAAGGGGAACAGUCGAGAGGUGGUAGCAGUGAAAGUAGUCGGGAAGAAGACUCUGAACAGGUCCUCUACAGAAAACCUUCUCACAGAGAUUGAAAUCCUGAAGACUGUGCGCCACCCUCAUAUUGUCCAGCUGAAAGACUUUCAGUGGGAUGCUGAGAAUAUUUAUCUGAUCCUGGAAUGGUGUUCUGGUGGAGAUCUCUCCCGCUUCAUUCGCAGUCGCAGGAUUUUACCUGAGAGGGUGGCGCGGUGCUUCCUGCAGCAGAUAGCCUGUGCCCUCCAGUUUCUUCAUGAACGAAAUAUCUCACACUUGGACUUGAAACCCCAGAAUAUUCUGCUCAGCGGCUUUGUCCUCAAACUAGCAGAUUUUGGUUUUGCACAACACAUGUCACCCUGGGAUGAGCAGAGUGUCCUGAGAGGAUCUCCACUCUACAUGGCUCCGGAGAUGGUGUGUCGGCGCCAGUAUGACUCCAGGGUGGAUCUCUGGUCAGUAGGAGUCAUUCUCUACGAGGCGCUGUUUGGUCGAGCACCGUUUGCAUCAAAAUCAUAUGCUGAAUUGGAGGAGAAGAUCCGGAGCAAUCAACCUAUCGAGCUCCCUCCCGGGGCCAGGGUAUCCAAGGACUGCAGGGACCUUCUGUUGCGGCUUUUGGAGAGAAAUCCAGAUGCCCGGAUCACCUUUGCAGAGUUCUUCACCCACCCUUUUGUGGAUCUGGAGCAUAUGCCAAGUGCAGAGAGUAUAGUGAAAGCAAAAGAGCUGGUCCUGCAGGCUGUUCAGAAGGACCAGGAGGGGGAGAGGUCUGCUGCUCUCUUUCUUUACUGCAGUGCCCUUGAGCACUUUGUUCCUGCUAUUCACUAUGAGACAGACCGACAACGUAAAGAUGCCCUGAGGCAAAAGGUCAGCCAGUAUGUGUCCAGAGCAGAGGAGCUGAAAGCCCUAGUAGCCUCAGACAACAGAUUGAGCUUUGAGGAGGCACGGACUUCCAGGGAUGUCCUCCGAGGAAUGUCUCAUGACCAACCACGACUGCUGGCUGCUCUGGAGAUGUCCUCUACUGCCAUUGCUAAGGAGGAGAGCGGAUCAGAUGAUCAUGAGGCUCUGGAUGUGUACCAGCAGUGUUUAGGAGAGCUCCUAUUGGUCCUAGCAGCCGAGCCCCAGGGCCGCAGGAGAGAGCUGCUCCACGGGGAGAUUAAAACCCUCAUGAGCAGAGCUGAAUACCUCAAAAAGCACAUUAAGAUGCAGGAGACUCAGAGGGACGUGUCUCUGGAUCGAGAACCUCUCGCAGAUUCUGUCAGAAGCUCCUGCUGUCUGCAGUAAGCAGGACGGCCACCCUGGGACGAGUGGAACGCCCCACAGACUGACUGUCAGUGUUCAGGUUGGACACAGAGCCUUCACCUGACCAGGUUUCUGCUACGGCCAAAUCACACCACAUCCUAACCAACUGAGCACACUGUCUGGGUGGGAUAUUACAGUUGCCAGCCAAAUCUGCCCAGUGUUUUGGCUCUCCCUGGAAAGUUUUUUUUUUUAUUCCUUCCAGAUGAUCUGGCAGGUACAGAACUCCUGUUUAUUAUUUUUUUUCAGGAAAACAAGUUUGCCUGGUAAAAUCCUGAAAGCAGCUCUUGAAUUUUGGAUUUGCACACUGGUGAAUGUGAAAGUUCCCUGCUCUUUACACAGUGUUGUUGCACUGCUUAGCCCCAAUCCCCCUCCUCCCGACACGCCAUUGAUAUGUAAAUGCUGGACAGCUUGUAUGACAAUACCACACUGUCAUGGUAAAUGAGUUAAACUGAGACUGUUGCAUUUAGUUUAGUGCAGAACAUUCAACAGUGUUUCCAGCAUGCCGAAAACUGUGAAAAAACUAACAUACAAUCAGUUGGGAGCUAUGACGUAUCACAACCGUUUAAAACUGUAGUGCUAAGUAUAUUAUAUAGUGGCCUGUGCAAACAUGUACGUACUCCCUCACCCCCCUCUCUCCACUGCCUUUACUGUGGGUCAACCACAGGCUCACCAUGCUCUCUCCGCUGAUGGAGCCCUCUCCACCACUAUGAGGGGAAAACUGGAGAGGUGCGGCCUCUGCCUUAUUUACACUAGACUUGCAUUUUCUUAGGUUUGGCACUGGCCGGGUAUUUGAGGGAUACAGUGAGUUGUGGUCCUCAAGCAAAGCCUUCAUAACUAGGCCCCUGUGAAAUGGUAAAAAGCUGAACAGUUGGUGGCAGGCCGAUAAUCCUCACUGUUGUAGGUCUUCACGGACUGUUUUGAUUUCACACAGGUAAAGUGUUUGAAUACUGCAAAAGGGAGCUUUACUUUGUUGAUACAACUGUAAGACAACUGCAUAAAAUGCCUGAAACAGGAGUCAAAAGAGAGGAAAUAUUAUUAUUAUUAUGUCUGCUGGCAAGAUUUCCGAACUGCUGUCUUGUUUCUUUUUUUCUUGACUGUCUAUAAAGCUGUGAUUUUGUAAUAUAUUUAUUAAAAGACAAACAAGAAAUGAAUAUUAGCUGCAAAUAAAUUUACCAUCUCUACAA
Molecule: messenger RNA, 2767 nt
Organism: Amphiprion ocellaris (clown anemonefish)
Lineage: Eukaryota; Metazoa; Chordata; Actinopteri; Pomacentridae
Gene: ulk3
Product: unc-51 like kinase 3
Exons: 17
Coding region: 156-1565 (469 amino acids)
Biological process (GO): autophagy; autophagosome organization; protein autophosphorylation
Cellular component (GO): cytoplasm; autophagosome
Molecular function (GO): ATP binding; protein serine/threonine kinase activity
Source: RefSeq, a predicted model, not a curated record